AUGACCAAAGCCACGGCCGCUGCACCAUUUUUGCUUCACAGGGAGGGUGCCCGUUUUGGCCCAAUCACCCUGCCGUGUUUGUCCGUGUGGCACCAGACACAAAAGGAGCCAAGCAUGCAGCCUCUUCCCAUGCUGGCACCAUCUUUGCACGCGCCACCAUCACCUCAGAUAGGUGCUGCUGCUCCGCCGUCCGGUCUGGGCUGGAAAGCCUGCCACUUAUUGCCCAUGACAGGCCUUGUCUUCGCAAGCUACAAAAGGUCUGGCUGGGUGACUCGCCACCAAAGAGGUCCCAAGAUUGAGGCACCAACUUCCACAAACAAUGAGAUGAAGGAAUUUCGCAAGAAAUUCUUGAAGAAAUUUGGAGAAGAUGCCAUUGUGAACUUUGAUCAGACAACUGCGCAAGUGCCCGUGUUUUCCACAGGAGCUUUGACCCUGGAUCUGGCCCUGGGUGGUGGUUUGCCAUAUGGAAAGUUGGUGGAAGUCUAUGGACCUGAACAAAGUGGCAAAACAACCUUGGCUUUGUCUUGCUGCGUGUCUCUACAGAAGUCGGGACGUCGCAAGAACUGCGCUUUCAUUGAUGUAGAGCACGCUUUGAAUACGGACUACGCGAGGCAGAUGGGUCUGGAUUUGGAUCACUUUACGGUGACUCAACCCAAUUCUGCAGAGGAGGCCUUAGACCAGGCAAACGCAUUUGCCUCAUCCCAUCUGUUUGACAUCAUCGUGAUCGACAGUGUGGCGCAGCUGGUUCCACAGGAAGAGGGUGAGAAGACCAUGGGUGAACGGACUAUUGGUCUGCGAGCGAGGUUGCUGAGUCAGUUCUGUCGCAUAGUCAUUCCAGAACUCACCUCUUCCGAAACCACGGUGAUGUGCAUCAACCAGCUUCGGGCCAACAUUGGUGGCUAUGGCUUGUCAGAAGACACCGUGGGUGGCAAGGCCAUCAAAUAUGCUGCUUCGGUGCGCAUGGAGGUCCGGUCUCCACAGUCCGGAAAGAUUGGACCAGCAGAACAGCCCACUGGGAUCCGUUCCAAAGUGAAGGUGGUGAAGAACAAGUUGGCAGCACCAUACCGCACCGCUGAAUACGACAUGAUCUUUGGCAAAGGGAUCUCUUGGACAAGCUGUUUGGUGGAGGCUGGCCUUAGCAAGGGCCUAAUCCAGAAGAGCGGAGCUUGGUUUGUGUACAAGGAACAAAAGGUGCAAGGCAAAGAGAAGAUGACUGAGUACUUCGAGGAUCAUGACGAGGAACGGCAGGAGCUGGAGGAUGCGAUUCGAUCCCAGUCCCAGUCGUCCCCAAAGGCUGAUGCCGAAGUGGUCGAUCUCGAGGUAGAGACGGAUGCAGCCGCGGUGACCAAAAAGGACACGGUGGCCAAGGCCUCCAAAGCUUCCAAGGCCUCCAAAGCCGCCUCCAAGGCCUCCAAGGCCGAGGAAUGA
Messenger RNA from Cladocopium goreaui, 1428 nucleotides. The record is from the annotation of a GenBank genome assembly. NCBI's taxonomy places the organism in Eukaryota, Dinophyceae, Suessiales, Symbiodiniaceae.